This is a messenger RNA of Bombina bombina (fire-bellied toad), 3547 nucleotides long. It is a transcript of the gene SFMBT2, whose product is annotated as Scm like with four mbt domains 2. The record is from RefSeq and is a predicted model, not a curated record. Gene Ontology annotation, biological process: regulation of DNA-templated transcription. Gene Ontology annotation, molecular function: histone binding; transcription corepressor activity. The transcript has 22 exons. Gene Ontology annotation, cellular component: nucleus. NCBI's taxonomy places the organism in Eukaryota, Metazoa, Chordata, Amphibia, Anura, Bombinatoridae. The coding region runs from base 431 to 3145 and encodes 904 amino acids.
GCUACAAAACGAUACAACCCGAUUACACACUGCUGUCACUUUCAGAAUGACAAACACCCCCCCCCCCAUAUCUCAUCACAGCACUGAGCACACAGUAAGCAAACGAAUUUUCCAGUGUGGUAUGAAGAUCACUGGGAGGGGUUAGAGGGAGGGCUAGAAACAAUCUUUAAUUGGCUAAGAAAAUUUUGCAACUGCUGUAAAGGUCAAUGAAGGAGUUGCCUGAAAAAAAAAAUAAUGUACAAGACACUGGAGCAUGCGCAGUGCAAGGAUGCCAUGUUGGACUCAAGCUGUAGAAUACAGGCACUGAUCGCCUUCACACUCAGCCAGGGGGACUUGCAAUUUGUACGCUGCCAAAAAAACUUCAGCCAGGAAUGAUUUACACUAUGAUAAAAUAGAGUAAGAAAAAAAAAGAAAUAUUUGAUUUAAAAUAAUGGACACCGGGAUGCCGUCCAUUCCUAGUGACCAAGAGAAAGCCAGUCUGCCGAUGGAACGGUCCAACAGUCCAACCAAUGGGAGUACGGAACGUUUUGGAUCUGAUGAUGGUUCUAGUAUUGAAGAAACAGAUUUUAAUUGGGACGAAUAUCUUGAAGAAUCUGCAUCCAUAGCUGCUCCUCAUUCAUCUUUUAAGCAUGUUGAGGUGAGUCUGCAGAGUAGUUUCCAACCUGGGAUGAAGCUGGAAGUUGCCAAUAAAAAUAAUCCAGAUACCUACUGGGUGGCUACAAUUAUCACCACAUGUGGACAGUUGCUACUAUUGCGCUAUUGUGGUUAUGGAGAUGAUCGCAAGGCAGACUUUUGGUGUGACGUCAUGACUGCAGAUCUCCAUCCUGUGGGCUGGUGCGCACAAAACAACAAGGUCCUUAUGCCUCCAGAUGCGGCUUUAGGGGCCAUUGUGUUCCAGCGGCAGAAGCACUUCCAUGUUUCAGCAACUGAUAUUAAAGAUAAAUGUACGGAUUGGACAGAAUUCCUUAUCAACGAUUUAACCGGCUCCAGGACUGCACCAGCCAAACUCCUCGAAGGUCCUCUUCGUGGGAAAACCCCUGUGGAUCUUAUUACAGUAGAUUCGCUGAUAGAACUACAGGAUGCCCAGAAUCCUUUUCAGUACUGGAUAGUCAGCGUAAUAGAAAACAUUGGAGGAAGAUUACGCCUGCGCUACGUUGGUUUAGAGGAUUCAGAGUCCUGUGAUCAGUGGUUAUUUUACUUGGAUUGUAGACUUCGACCAGUUGGCUGGGGACAAGAGAAUCAGUGCAGAAUGGACCCUCCUUUAGAUAUUUGUCCAUUAAAGAGUAUGUCCGAAUGGAAAUGUGCUCUGGAGAAGGCGUUGAAAGACUCUGAGCGUUGUCCUCUUCCAGUAGAAGUAUUUAAGGAUCACACUGAUUUAAGAUCCCAUUCGUUCACUCUUGGUAUGAAGGUGGAAGCAGUGGACCCAGCGGAACCUUCUGAUAUCCGUCCCGCUACGGUAACCAAGGUCUAUAACAAUCUCUAUUUCCAAGUGACUAUUGAUGAUCUGAGGCCGGAUGCCAAAGAAGUGUCUGCACUUUGCCAUGCAGAUUCCUUAGGGCUUUUACCCAUUCAGUGGUGCUUGAUUCAGGGUGUUAAUCUCAGUCCACCCAAAGGUUACUUAGGACAAGACUUUGAUUGGGCAGAUUAUCAGAAGCAAUGCGGAGCAGAGGCGGCUCCUCAUACAUGCUUCAGAAAUACUGCAAAGUCUCGAGGUUUUACAAAGAAUAUGAAGCUUGAAGCGGUCAACCCAAACAACCCUGCAGAAAUAUGCGUGGCCUCUAUUACAAAAGUGAAAGGAAGAUUAUUAUGGUUUCAUCUUGAAGGGUCUCAGAAAUCCAUUCCAGAAUACAUUGUUGAUGUGGAAUCUAUGAAUAUUUUCCCUGUGGGCUGGUGCGAAGCAAAUUCAUAUCCACUCAGCACACCACAAAAGGCAGUUGCAGUGAAAAAGAAGAGGAAAAUUGCAGUUGUUCAACCUGAGAAACAGUUUCCCUCCUCAGUGCCUGUGGAGAAAAUACCUCAUGACCCCAGCCCAUUCCCUCAACCAGAAAGCUUCUCUACAGGAGCCACCAAUGGGAAAUACUGCUGCCCCCAGGUUUUCAUCAAUCACCGCUGCUUUUCAGGACCUUAUUUAAAUAAAGGGAGAAUCGCAGAACUACCUCAAACCGUAGGGCCGGGCAAAUGUGUACUGGUUCUAAAAGAGGUCCUCAGUAUGAUAAUUAAUGCUGCCUACAAACCUGGAAGAGUCCUACGAGAAUUGCAAUUAGUGGAAGAUACAUUGUGGAAUUUUCAGGAAGAGACGCUAAAAGCCAAAUACAAAGGAAAAACGUAUAGAUCAACAGUAAAGAUUGUGCGAACAUCUGAUCAAGUUGCAGAUUUCUGCAGAAGGGUCUGCACUAAAUUGGAAUGCUGUCCAAAUUUGUUUAGUCCGAUGCUGAUCACUGGAAUAUGCCCAGAAAAUUGUGCCGUUCACACAAAGACCAAAUACACUUACUAUUAUGGCAAGAGGAAAAAGAUUACUAAGCCUCAUGUAGGGGAACAGGAUGGUGACAGCUCCAAGCCAGUAAGGCGCAGGAAGAAAAGGAAAGCUCUGUUUGUGCAGAAGAAAAGACGGACUUCUACAGUGAAUGUCUCACCAGUGGUUUCAGCAGAGGAAAGUACAGAAGAUGAUGAAUCAGAAAGUGAAGUGACUAGCUGUGAGCUCCGGGAUGACCAUACUGACACCUCCUCCCCCGAGGUGCCUUCCGCACGCCCCCGAAGAGCAGUGACACUCCGAAGAAGCACUGAAUCAAGCAAACCUCCUCGAAUCGAGAGGCCACUGAGACAACGAAAAGCACGGACGCUCUCCAACACUGACACAGAGAAAUCUUGCAAAAAUGAUACGGAGCAGGAAGCAGAUGAUCUCCUUGUUUUAGAGAGCAAUCCUUUAGAGUGGUCAGUUACAGAUGUGGUCAAGUUUAUUAAAUCUACAGACUGUGCACCUCUAGCAAAGAUAUUUCAAGAGCAGGACAUUGAUGGACAAGCGCUCUUGCUGUUGACACUUCCCACGGUACAGGAAUGCAUGGAUCUGAAGCUGGGUCCGGCUAUCAAACUUUGCCAUCAAAUUGAGAGAGUAAAACUUGCAUUCUGCACGCAAUAUGCAAACUAAUCCUAUUAUUUUGUUUGUACCUACCAUUAUUCAUUGUAAAAAAGGAAAGAGGCAUGUUUUAAUAAGUUAUUUAUAUAAACAAUACAAAAACACUGGUCUUGAUUCAUAAAAUUAUGGAAAUGGUGUAGAAUUUCUAUAUGUGCAAAGUAGUUUUUUUUUGUUGUAAGCCAGAAAGCUAUGCUAAAUUAUAGCGCUGAAUUUCCAUUAGAGGGACUAACAUAAAAUACAUUUAAUUUUUUUCCAUUGGGAAUUGGCUUAAUGUUUAACUGACUAUUCACAUAUUUUAGAAUGUAUAGUCAUUAAAGGGAUACUAAACCCAAAUUUAUUAUUUCAUGAUUCAGAUAGAGCAUGCAAUUUUAAGCAUGUUCUAAUGUACUCCUAUUAUCAAUUUUUCUUCGUUGU